Molecule: messenger RNA, 1164 nt
Organism: Rhagoletis zephyria (snowberry fruit fly)
Lineage: Eukaryota; Metazoa; Arthropoda; Insecta; Diptera; Tephritidae
Source: RefSeq, a predicted model, not a curated record
ACCUACGACUACAUCAUCGUGGGGGCGGGGGCCGCCGGUUGCGUCCUCGCCAACCGCCUCUCCGAAAACUCCCACCACAAAGUCCUCCUCCUCGAAGCAGGCGGCUCGGAGAACGUCGUCACCGACAACCCCCAGUCGAUCUUCAUGCUCCAGCAGACGCCCAUCGACUGGCAGUUCCGCACCACGCCCCAAAAGCACUCCUGCUUCGGCCUGGUGGACCGGAGAAUGGCCUGGCCCAGAGGGAAGGUCCUCGGCGGCACCUCCACCAUCAACUACAUGCUCUACGUCCGCGGAAACCGCUUCGACUUUGACAACUGGGCACUCAAUCACGGCGCCCUCGGCUGGUCCUACGAGGAAGUUCUGCCGUACUUUAUGAAAGCGGAAGAUAACCGGGACCCAGACAUUGCCUUCAACGGCUUCCACGGGCGAGGAGGUCCUCUGACGGUCCAACGGUCCACCUGGAUUGGCCAGCUGGCCAAGGCCUUCCUCCUGUCAGUUCAACAGCUGGGUCACCGCGUGCUGGACUUUAACGGCGCCUCGCAGCUCGGCUUUGCCAUACCGCAGUCGACGAUGAGGCGAGGUGGGCGGUGUUCCGCCGCAAAGGCCUACCUGAACAGCAUUCGAGGGAGAGAUAAUCUUCAUGUGCUGACCUACGCCUUUGUGACGAGGAUUCUUUUUAAGAAUGGGAAUUAUGGGAAGGGGGGCGUUCCCGAAGCCACCGGCGUCACCUUUGACCGUUUUGGAGAACGACAUAACGUCUACGCCCACAAGGAAGUGAUCAUCUCUGCGGGCGCCAUCAAGUCGCCCCAUCUGCUGAUGCUUUCCGGAAUCGGGCCAAGACGGGAGCUGGAACGCUUUGGAAUUCCCGUCCUGGCGGACCUUCCGGUGGGCCGGAAUCUUCAAGACCAUCAGAUGAUCCGCCCGUACAUGCGGUGUCUGGCGCAGAUGCUGACCGCCUCGCUGAACCACUCGGCGGGCACCUGCAAAAUGGGCCCAAUUGGUGACCGUCGAACGGUAGUUGACCCGCAGUUGAGGGUGAAAGGCGUGAGGAGGUUGCGGGUGGUCGAUGGGUCGAUUAUGCCAGCCAUCACUAGUGGGAAUACCAAUGCGCCGGUGAAUAUGAUCGCAGAGAAGGCGGCUGAUCUGAUCAAGGCUGGAGAUCAA